This is a messenger RNA of Silurus meridionalis, 3886 nucleotides long. It is a transcript of the gene traf3, whose product is annotated as TNF receptor-associated factor 3. Gene Ontology annotation, cellular component: plasma membrane signaling receptor complex. The record is from RefSeq and is a predicted model, not a curated record. Lineage: Eukaryota; Metazoa; Chordata; Actinopteri; Siluriformes; Siluridae. Gene Ontology annotation, biological process: innate immune response; tumor necrosis factor-mediated signaling pathway; regulation of cytokine production. Gene Ontology annotation, molecular function: tumor necrosis factor receptor binding; zinc ion binding.
UCGCUCACUUCAAUGGCGUCCUUUUACUACGCUUUUUUUUUGACGGGGAUUUCCUGAGGAAGUCGGAGGGGGCUUUCCAGUUACUCGAAUUGACAUCAACAGCGCACAAGGCUUGAGCGCUGGUGGAUUUUUUAGCUUCUCCACGGGCCAAAUUGCGCACUUUUUCUUCUCCAAACUGGACAUCCGACCAUGAAAAGGUUUGGUGUCUCGGUGGCGGCUGCCUGUGCGAAAGCAAACGAGGACGGAUUUCUCUGUGAAUUGUAGCCGCUGGAAACCUUCACGGCGUCUGGGAGCGUUCAUGAAGUGGACAAGCCACCGAGGCUCCGGCUGUUACAUUGUUCAGAGGCGAAAACCAGUGUUGCAAUAUCGGACGACGUCCAUAACUGAUUCAUGUCAUGUCCUUGCCGCGCCGUGUGGACGGGCGGGAGCAGCCGAUUGCUCUGCAUCAGCAGCAGUCCUUACUCCCGCUUCGUGGUGGUUUUCAGGACAACUUCAUCAUGCCUCCUGAGCCUAAGUACUGCUGCGAGCACUGUCGCAUGGUGCUGUGUAAUCCUCGGCAGACCGAGUGCGGACACCGCUUCUGCGAGAGCUGCAUUACCCAGCUGCUUGGUAAACCAAAUCCAGUGUGCCCAGCUGAUAUGGAGCCAUUAUCUCAAGAUAAAAUAUUCCGCGAUGUUUGCUGUCAUAAAGAGAUUAUGACAUUGAAAGUCUUCUGCCGCAGUGCAAAAAACGGAUGUAAAGAACAAAUGAGUUUACAACAGGUUACGGACCAUUUGAACAUGUGUGAGUACUUUGAGGUUCCCUGUCCGUUGUGUAAAGAGAAGAUCAUGAGGAAGGACAUGCCUGAACACUUGAGCCGCAAAUGCAAAUACCGUGAGGCCACCUGUGAAUUCUGCAAACACAAAAUAGCCUUAACAGAGCUACAGAAACACAAAGAAACCGUAUGUCCUGCAAUUCCAGUAGCAUGCCCUAAUCAUUGUUCAGCUCCAUCCAUUUUAAGAAGUGAGCUGUCCAUGCACCAGCAAGAUUGUCCGAAGGCUCAAGUCACUUGUUCCUUCUUUCGUUUUGGCUGCACCUACAAGGGUCUAAACCAGGAAUUGAGGGAGCAUGAGUCAAGCUUUGCGUCAGAACACUUGCGACUAAUGGUGGCUAGAAGCAACACCCUGGAGGCCAAGGUGGAAGAUGUUAAGAACGAGCUGCUGGAACGCUACAAGGUUCUCCCAGGUCUGAACAGUCGUAUUACAGAAGUGGAAGAACAGUAUAAAGAGAUGAGAGAAAACCGGCAGGUGGAGCAAAAACUCUCCACUAUGCAGAAGCUAAUGAGUACACACUCCGAGAAGCUGCUGGAAGUGGAGAUGGAGCUAAGGGAACUGCGGCCAUUAAGGGCCAUGCGUGAGGAAGUGGAAGCUCUCAGGGGGGCCGUGGAGAGCAUGCGCUCUAUGGUAGCAUCACUUGACUCUGUCCGCACCGGUUCGGGUACCCACACGAUGACCUCAUUAGAGACGGAGCUGUCACGGCAUGACGAGCUGCUGAGUGUGCAUGACAUUCGCUUGGCCGACAUGGACCUUAAGCUGCAGGUGCUGGAGACAGCCAGCUUUAACGGAACUCUUAUUUGGAAGAUUUGUGACUACAAACGGCGCAAACAAGAGGCGGUGGCUUCUAAAACACUGUCGCUUUACAGCCAGCCCUUCUACACUGGCUAUUUUGGCUACAAGAUGUGUGCGCGUGUUUAUUUGAACGGUGAUGGUAUGGGAAAGGGCACACACCUGUCACUCUUCUUCGUAGUGAUGCGUGGUGAGUACGAUGCACUGCUGCCAUGGCCUUUCCGCCAAAAGGUGACACUCAUGCUAAUGGACCAAGGUCCUACACACAAGCACCUGGCUGAUGCCUUCAAGCCUGACCCAAACAGCAGCAGCUUCCGGCGGCCCACAGGGGAAAUGAAUAUUGCCUCAGGGUGUCCACUCUUUAUUACCCAAACUGUGCUGGAAAACGGCAGCUACAUCAAAGAUGACACCAUCUUCAUCAAGGUCACAGUGGACACCUCAGACCUGCCUGACCCAUGACACCUGGACACUUAUCCCAUUGAGGGCCUGGUGCUCAUCACGGAUGUUACGAAGUCACAGGAUUGGGAAAAACAGAGCAGGAACCGAUGAGAAGAAUCAACCAAACACAAGAGCGAGCUGAAAGUCUCAGGCUGGUACUCCUGAGACUGAGGCACAGAUUCUUGAGGGACAGAUUGCACUCUCCUUUGGAUCAUGACCAGAGUAGGAGGGUCUCAGAUAGCUACAGUGUUCAAGAUGGAGCAGAAAGAGCAAAGGGUUUUCACAUCUAAUCAAACAAAUUAUGUCCUUGUCUGUGCUGGUAGAAAUUAACAGAAAGGCAAAAUAAUGACAGUGAUCAUGAUGCCAACCUGAUGAGUUGCCUUUCACCCAGAAAAAAAAUGUAUAAGGGAUCGUUUUUGUUCUCUGUAACUGACAUUUUGCUUUUUUCAAGAAUUAAGAAAUAUUUAAAUAAAAAUGAACAAUAUUUCAAUCCGAUAUAGCAAAUAAAUGGGCCUCAUUUAUCAAUCUUUUAGUAAAGUUAAAGUUUAGUAAAUUAAACAAAACAAAAUACAAAUUCCUUUAGGUUUAGGUAAAUGAUUUGUACUCCAGGUCUUAUGUUGUUAAAAAGCUAGUUUGCUGCUUGCAUUUAGUGAUACCCAUAAAACAUAUCAGCAGGGGAUAAUGAUGAAUAAAACGAUGGCUUAAUGAUAAGAGUAACCCCAAAAUGUGAAAUUUGCUAAAAUGGCCUAAACACACACUAGCUCUUCCUCCCUUCAUAGGGUGCUAUUUCUUUUUAUCCUAGCUGGAAAGCUGGUGUUAUUGUUCAUAAUUUAUGGAUUGGUUUUUGAAUUUAUAGUCCGGCUUUCAUUCAAGUCACAUUCACAAUUUUUUUCACAUUUUCAUGAACGUUUGUGUGUACUUGAAACUUAUCCAGGAAGUGUUAUUCAAUUUGAAAAUAUGUGGAUUUUCAUAAAAAUGUGUGUAUACUUGAAAUAACAGCAAUUUAAACUUGACAGUGUGAUCUUUAUAUAAAAUUAUAAAAUCUGAGUAACUCAUUAGUCUACAUCAGCUUUAGUUCAUGUGCUUGGUGAGCUUCACAUUAGUGAGUACUUGCAUGUGAAAACAAAUUUGCUACAGUAGCUUUUGUAGGAUACAAAAUCAAAAAUCCAGUUCCAAUUAACUGGAUUUUGAUGAGUAGCAAAUAUAUUAUGUAAAUGCUCCGAUGAACACUUUAUGAAUAGAUUUGCUCGUAUCCAGCUUGAUAAAUGAGGCCCAAGUUGAUAUUUCAGGCUGUUGAUCUGGAAGAUAAGCUUUUACUUUCAGUGAAAUUCAACUGUAUCCAGUGAUAUAUUGGUGGUUAAAAAGGCUAAAGAAAUAAACGUUCAGUGUAGCGUGCUGAGUCAUUCAUAUAGAGAAGAAUGUGUAUAGAAUGUGUUGUGUGCACACGGUGGUAGAACUUUCUUUUUUGGUGUACUGGUAUUGGAUUGUAUUGGACCUGUGCUGUAAAGCAUAAAGAGAAAAGAAAUGCAGGAAACACAUGGGGCGCAAAAAAAAAAAAGGAUGCAUGUUAAAUCAACAAAACCGAAAUGCGUUUUAUUUCCCAAAUGUGUUUACUAUUCUGACAUUAUUUUUUGUAAUGUUAAAUAUUGAUGGAUGCUGUGCAUCAGAAUAUAUUGCUCUUUUUUUAACACCGUUUGUAAUACUAGCCAACAGCUAUGCUGACAGAAACAUUUACAGUUAACCAGAUCACUUUUCAAGGAGAAUAUUUGCACAAGUAUGUUUUUGUAUGUGUACUGCAAAUGUAUAUGUAUAUGAAUAUAAAAAACACAAACAUUUUACCAUGA